Xyrauchen texanus (razorback sucker) is the source of this 2628-nucleotide messenger RNA. Its product is annotated as neuronal pentraxin-2-like. The record is from RefSeq and is a predicted model, not a curated record. The transcript is spliced from 5 exons. Bases 106 to 1392 code for a protein of 428 amino acids. Lineage: Eukaryota; Metazoa; Chordata; Actinopteri; Cypriniformes; Catostomidae.
CUUUACAACACCACCACGCGCUUGUGCGCUCAAAUAGAGAAGUGUGGCGUCAGUAGUUCAGAAGGGCAGGGUACCAUUUGUUAUCACUAAAAACCACGGACGAAAAUGUUUAAUCUGGUCGCCCGACUCGCGUGUCUCUAUGCUUUUACGUAUGUAGUUGUCCAUGGGCAAGAUGAAAAGGGAGAGCGCUUUCUUUGUACUGCAGUUCCCAUUAACAAGGAUACAAGUUGCCCCGUGCAGUCUCUGCCUUUUCAAAGUACAACGGUUCAGGAGGAAGAACUCAGGAACACUGUCAUGCAACUUCGAGAGACAAUCUUACAACAAAAGGAGACCAUUAUUAGUCAGUUAGGAACAAUAAAAGAUCUGACGUCUAAACUCUCACGCUGUGAGUCUGAAUCAGAAUCCUUUCGGAAAAACAUCAAGGACACGAUGGAUGAUGUGCCUAAAGACCCGAAUGACACCACUGAUGUUCUGGGAAAGACCAUGCAGACUCUAAAGUAUCGACUAGAAAAUCUUGAGCAACAACAAACACGGGCCAAUAUCUCUGGUGACUCCUUCCCCAAUGAGCUGAGAAAUCUACUGCAGCGUAGAUUGGAGGAUCUGGAGAAUCAACUGCUGAAGAAGGUCAAUGAUCUUGAGGCAGAGAAGACUCAGCUAUAUAAUGAGACGGUUGCUCAUCGGCAGCGAACAGACAAUACCCUGAACUCUCUCAUGAAUAGGCUCUCUGAAUUAGAAAAAGGAGGAGCUGGAUUCAAAUCACCAGAGAAUUUCAAAAUCUCUCUUCCUCUACGAACAAAUUAUCUUUUUGGACAAGUAAAGAAAAGCUUGCCAGAAAUGUAUGCCUUCACUAUUUGCAUGUGGCUCAAGUCAAGUGCAAGUCCUGGCAUUGGAACCCCUUUUUCCUAUGGAGUGCCUGGGCAAGCAAAUGAGAUAGUACUGAUUGAAUGGGGCAAUAACCCAUUAGAACUGCUCAUCAAUGACAAGGUGGCGCAACUACCUCUAUCACUGAGUGAUGGGAGAUGGCACCACGUCUGCAUCACUUGGACUACAAGGGAUGGGCUGUGGGAAGCUUAUCAGGAUGGCCAAAGAUUGGGCACAGGUGAAAACCUGGCCCCCUGGCACCCUAUCAAGCCUGGUGGAGUCCUUAUCCUUGGCCAAGAGCAGGAUGUAGUUGGGGGGCGCUUUGAUGCCAACCAGGCCUUUGUGGGAGAACUGAGCCACUUUAACAUCUGGGAUCGGGUCCUGCGCUCGACAGAUAUCAUCGCAAUGUCAAACUGCUCAUCCUAUAUCCCUGGGAAUGUGGUGGCCUGGGACGACAGUAAUAUUGAGGUGUUUGGUGGUUCCUCAAAAUUGCCACUUGGACUUUGUGAAGACAGGCUCUUUGACAAUUAAAGGUUUUUGUGGAUAUUAAAGAGAUAUGGUAUAUUGCUAUUCUUUCAUCCUCAGAAAAUAUUUACUCAGACAAGCAGUGGAGGACAGUUUUUAGCUAAACCAACUUAAAAUCAACCAUAUAUGUACUUGCAUAUGUUCUUGGAGAGAUAAUAACAUACAGAUAAAUGUAAUAUGUGUAGUGGAGCAAUUUCAGUUAGUGUAGUUUCAUAUUUGUGGCUGAAGGAAAAUACCCUUAUAAAGAAAGUACUGCAUUGGUACCAUGGAACAGUCAUGGUAUCUGAUGGUAAAGCCAUGGUACUCAUUGUAUUACCAUAUUUAUGAAAUACAUGACAUAUAUCAUGGUAAUGUAUGAUUACUACAUCCAUAUACCAUGGUAUUUACAAGGAACAACACUACACCUCACUUUAAGCUUCAAAUGAGUUACCGUGGAACCCAAGAAAGAAAAAACAUGACCAAAACAUUUUCAUGGUACCUUUUUUGUAAGUUUAAUUACCCUGUCACGUUCACAGAGACACACACGCACACAGUCUUGUUGACAAGAAUCCCCUCUUUUUAUUUAAUGAAAUGUGAACAAGGCCACUCAUGCUAUAAGAAAGGCUACUUUUGGACCUUGUGUUAUUCAGUUAAAAGAUUUGAAACAGAGGACUGGUGAAAAUAAGUUUACAGUGGUCCUUUACUUGUACAGAUGUACCCUUUAGCAUUAGCACAACUGUGAAAGCUACUAUUUUGCACCAUAUCUUUUUAAAAGAUGUCAAAGAAUGUCAUAUGAAUCAAUAUUUAUGUUAGACUAUUUAGAUUACACUGGCGACCUGUCCAGGGUGUCCCCCGCCUUUCGCCCAAUGUUAGCUGGGAUAGGCUCCAGCCCCCCGCGACCCUGUACACAGGAUAAGCGGUUGACGAUGGAUGGAUGGAUGGGAUAUUUAGAUUACACUGUUUUUAGAGUCCAAAGCCCACCUUUGUUUAACUGUUUAUGUGGAUUGAAAUACCUAUUGAAGGUUAUAAAUGUUUUAAGACUGUAUAUUUUAAUGAAAUUUAAGUUAUAUCGUAAGCUCUAUUUCUUUAAACAUAUAUUUUUAUACCCUCUUUUUUCAGAAUAAAUAUAAUUAUGUGUUGUUUCUAUGUAUGUGUCAUAAUUUUUUGUUUUAUGAAAGGCCUUCUUUUACAUAACUGUGCCAAUUUUUCGGCAGGGUUUGCUAAACACUGCUAACAUGUCGUUGCCAAUGAAAAAUAAAAAUA